CACCACUUUUAUUUCCACUGCUGUAACAUGAGCUCCAGCAGUUCUCCGUCAAGCAUCACUAAUACGCUAAAUGACAGCAGACCACUAGCUAAUUUCGAACCAUACCGCCGGAAAAAUUCUAGACUACCGCUAGUCAAUUUUGACUUAAGACGAUAUAAGUCAACAUACUAUCGGCGUCUAAAAAAGUACAAUCUGGAUUGGAAGAAGCGUGUAGAAGAAUCAUAUGCGAAGAUUCUUGCAAGUGAACCACAGCCUGAAACUAUGCCAGGAAACAUGGUUACUCCCCAACAAAUUAUCGUUCCAGUUGAUGUUCCUUGUAAUAGCAUGGCAUCUCCGCCGCCAAGAAAACUUUUGGAGAAUGCUGCUCCGUUGAACUACCCUUCUCGGUUGUUGGCCCACCCAGAUUUUCAGUUGGAGACACCUUCUUUCCGAAAGCCACCCAUUGCGGACCAAAAUGAAAGCUUGUCGUCUGUCCCUUCCACAUCAAAUGCCCACAUUCCCUUUCCCGUGGAUAUGUGCCCAAGCACUGACGAGACAGGUACCUGUACAUCUGGUUGUUGGAAAGAGAUAAGGGCUUUACGUUCAAGCAUAAACUCCUUCCAGGCACGAACGGAGUCACGUCUCUCUGAGCUUGAGGCUAAACUCUCGCUAGUCAACGUUGUCGACAGCAUUGACAGUAAUAUCUCGUGUGCCAAUUCCGUUCAAAUUUUAAAAAGUUCUGGGAGAUGGCAGUUAGAUAGCGACGCCGUCAUGUCAUCGUUUGAGGCCAAACUGUCCCAAGACGAAUAUCGUCAUGAUGUGUCGGCGGAUCUUUCUAGUUUGGUUGACGGGGACGUGCAAACCUCCGUUGGUCGCAUAAUGAAUGUCUUGCUGGAGCCGAACUACAGCUCACAUUUUUCAUGGGCUGGGACCAAGGGAAAAAAGAAAUUCAAGGACACGAAGACGUGUAACCUUGUGAUACGAACUAUUAGCAGUUUACAUAAACUAGGUAAUGCUGACCAACGUACCACAGUGAAGGCUAUUACGGCUUCAAUUCAACGUUGGUUCCAUAACAGUCGGGAUAGACUGAAGUCGAGGAUUAGAAGGCGACGGCGUUCCCCAUUGGUAGGUCUUGAUUUUUUCCAAAUUUCAUUUUUCAGAUCACCGUCGACGUUAACAAAGAAAACCGACCAGACGCCGAAAGCACACGGAUGACUUUUCUUGGUGAUUUAUAGGAUGUUCUACUCUAGAAAGUUAUCUAAAGAUUGUAAAUUCUUUUGC
Messenger RNA from Trichobilharzia regenti, 1260 nucleotides. NCBI's taxonomy places the organism in Eukaryota, Metazoa, Platyhelminthes, Trematoda, Strigeidida, Schistosomatidae. The record is from the annotation of a GenBank genome assembly.